Oryzias latipes (Japanese medaka) is the source of this 5735-nucleotide messenger RNA. RefSeq lists its product as uncharacterized. Gene Ontology annotation, biological process: endocytosis. The record is from RefSeq and is a predicted model, not a curated record. Gene Ontology annotation, cellular component: plasma membrane; clathrin vesicle coat; endosome. NCBI's taxonomy places the organism in Eukaryota, Metazoa, Chordata, Actinopteri, Beloniformes, Adrianichthyidae. Gene Ontology annotation, molecular function: phospholipid binding; clathrin binding.
GCGUGGUCUAGCAGGUGCUGAAAUUUGCGGAAGCGGAAACAGCUGCCCUGCGUCGUGUCCUCGAAGAUUCCUGCAAAGCAACCCUCGGACUAUAUAGAGGAGUGUCAACUGCUCCUGGCAUUUGGAUAAAACCUAAUGCAGACGGGAAGAAGAGGAGCAGAUGAAUGCUCUCUGAAAUCUAAUUAUUCCUGAACAAAGGCAGUUUUAAUUUGAAGAUUGUGGUGGUUUAAUUCCCCAUUUCCCCCUUCUUGACAUCAUGACUUCCUCCAUGCUCCGCCGACAGCUGAAGAACUUGGUCCAGAAUUACUCUGAGGCUGAGGUUAAGGUGAGAGAAGCUACUUCCAAUGAUCCAUGGGGUCCAUCCAGCUCUCAGAUGGCAGACAUCUCUGAUCUCACUUAUAAUGUGGUGGCCUGCAACGAGAUCAUGACUAUGCUUUGGAAGCGGCUUAAAGAUGACAAGAACUGGAGGCACAUACACAAGUCUUUGACGUUACUUGAGUACCUGUUGAAAACUGGGGAUGAACGUGUGCUCCUGAAAAUGAAAGACAACAUUUACAUUGUGAAGGCUCUCACAGAGUACCGCUUUGUUGAAAAGGAUGGCAAAGAUCAGGGUGCUAAUGUAAGAGAGAAGGCCAAGGUUGUACUAGUUCUAAUGGAGGAUGAUGAUAAACUGAAGGAAGAAAGAGACUUUGCCCUAAAGACCAGAGAAAAGACAUCAAAAAGUGCUGCUGCCUCAUCAGCAGAACCCCUUAAGGAUCCUACUUACAAGCCACGCUACGAUCCUGGUUCUACAGGCCUUCCGUCUCUAGACAAUAUACCUUCCGUAGCUGAUCUAACCGCUUCCUUCGCUGCCCGCAAAGAGGAGCGCCUUCGACUUGAGGCUGAGAAGAAAGAAGCAGAGAGGAGAGCAAAGAUGAGCGAAGAGGAGUUGCAAUGGGAAGAUGCAGGCAAAACUGCAGACUCAAAGGGAAGUGCUUGGGGAGGAGACAAAUCAGAGGAAGAGGAAGUAGUGAAUAAAGACCCAUGGGGAGCCCCUAAAGAAACCAGCAGCGAUCCGUGGUCAGGUGCAGCCAAAACGAGAGAUCCAUUUGCAGAGGCAGCAAAAACCGAUGAAGAUCCAUUUGCCGCACCAAAGAAUGGAGAAGAUCCAUUUGUAGCGCAGAAAGUUGAACCUGAUCCCUUUAGUGCCCCAAAGAAUGGAGAAGAUCAUUUUGGUGCAAAAAAAGAUAAACCUGAUCCCUUCACGUCUUCUAACAAUGAUCCCUUCAACGCCCCCAAGGACGAUCCCUUCAACGCCCCCAAGGACGAUCCCUUCAACGCCCCCAAGGACGAUCCCUUCAACGCCCCCAAGGACGAUCCCUUCAACGCCCCCAAGGACGAUCCCUUCAACGCCCCCAAGGACGAUCCCUUCAACGCCCCCAAGGACGAUCCCUUCAACGCCCCCAAGGACGAUCCCUUCAACGCCCCCAAGGACGAUCCCUUCAACGCCCCCAAGGACGAUCCCUUCAACGCCCCCAAGGACGAUCCCUUCAACGCCCCCAAGGACGAUCCCUUCAGCGCCCCCAAGGACGAUCCCUUCAACGCCCCCAAGGACGAUCCCUUCAGCGCCCCCAAGGACGAUCCCUUCAGCGCCCCCAAGGACGAUCCCUUCAGCGCCCCCAAGGACGAUCCCUUCAGCGCCCCCAAGGAUGAUCCCUUCAAAACUUCACCCAGUGAUCCAAUUACUACUCAAAAAGACGUUCCCCUUAAAACACCAAAUUAUGAUGACCCGUUUGGCACUCCCAAGGACGAUCCUUUCACAGCUCCAACAACAUCUCCUACACAAGAACUUACUCCUAAAGACGACUCCUUUGUUGCUCCCAAAGCACAGUUCAAAGAUCUAUUGUCAUCUCCAACAAAAGCCAUUGAAGUAGACCCUUUCUCUACACCAACAUCACCCCCUAAAGAGGAUCCUUUCUCUGAGCCUUUUAAAUCCAUAAAGGAGGACCCGUUUGCCAUGCAAUCAUCACCAUCUAUGGAAGAUCAAUUUACAGUGCCAUCCAGUCCACCACAAGGGAAGACCUCAGAUCCCUUCGGAGCCCCAGUGGAGGGGUCACCACAAGUUACCACAGACACUUGGUUGGCACCCUCUGCUCCAACUCAAACACAUGGGAAAGAUCCCUGGGGAGAAGGAGCUUCUUCACCUGUUAAGGAUUCUGACCCAUUUGGAGAUGCAUCUAAACCAGAAAAUGACCCAUGGGGUGCCCCUGGGUCUGCCCCCGUUGCUGCAGAUGAUGCGUGGGGAGCUCCUGCUCCUCCAUCAGAGUCCUCCCCGUCUGAUGACCCCUUUGGAGAUGUGGCAUCUAAAUCCAGCGACCCCUGGGGCUCCCCAAGCAAUGACCCUACAGGGAAGGAGAUGACCAGAAAGGCCGUGUCCUUCCUGGGCCCGGUGGGGGCGUCGCUGGUUGAUUUGGAUGAUCUGUUUUCCUCCAAACCCAGACCACACCCCCUAACAGACAUGCCUGGCCCCCCAACACAAGCCAUGGGCUCUGCCCCCAUCCCUUGCUCCCUCCCCUCCUCCCUUCGAGCUCCUGUCCCUCCUCCUGUUUUCCCAGGCACUUCCACAGACAGCUCAUCUGGUCUUAUGGUUCCGUCAGCUUUUCCUGAAAGCUCCACCCCUUGCCACAACCCAUUUGGCUCCAAUCUCACACCCGCUCCAUAUGGUGCAGUGCGCACCUCUUUUAGAGCUGCGGGUGAACCGCCCACAUUUCCGCCCCCACCAUAUAUUUUGGGGGGGUCUCAGUCCACAGCUUGGGGGGUUCCUGAAGCAGCGAAGGUGCAGCUUGGGUCUGUGAGAGGGACCACAGAAGGAAUGGUGCAGUCUGGGACGGCUUUGCUCGGAGGAAACCACCUGGCAGGUGUGCCUCACCUCUGCGGUUCCACCACAACCAACAAGAACAACAAUCCAUUUUUGUUCUGACAUGUCAUCACGCGCGGCGCCUUCACCACACUAACAGCAAGUCACUUCAUUCACAGGAAAAAAAAGCACAUUUUGGAAGAAAGCAAUAAAAGAUUUUUCAAUCCAGACUUUUAGUUCGAUCCACCAUCAAUAGAUCCAUUUCCAGUGGUGUUCAGAUAAUUGGACUGAAAAUCGUUUUCUUCCUGGGGGUGGUUGGUGCGACUCUUUACUUCUGUUUUUUCUUGGCAGCCACCCUUUCCUACUCCACCACUGUGGAAACGAGCUCUUCUUCCAUCAGAAAUCUGAACGUUUUGUGUUAAUCCUACGAGUUACACCGUAAAUGUUUGCUUUCUUAUCUGUGAGGAUGCUAUCUUUGCAAAAAUGUUGUAGAAAAAGGCCUAAAGGUGUAAGGUAAUCAAAGGCCAGUUAUGCUGCUUUCACACCAGACUCGUCUGCCACCUCUCUUUUGACGCAGAACAACCACCAAGGUUUUUCUGGACUUCAUUUGUUGCCACAUUAUGGAGAACAUGGAUGAUGUUGAGCGAGUAGCUCAGGGCUUUAUGUUUUGGAGAGCCCUACGGAGGUGCCGGCAUGCACGUUGCUGUAUCUGGGUUCACCAGAUCCUUCAGAGUCUCUCCUGGUGCUCUUCACUCCUGCAGCAGGAGCUGCGCCUUGGUUUUUGGCUGUUUGAAACGUUACUUCCGUCUGGCUGUGGCCCAGUUUGAGCAUUAACCUGCUGGGGGGAAAAAUAAGCCGUCAUUAUUGUCUUGAUAAGAAGCAUCAUAAGCCCAUGGAGCUGGAACAAUUGCGGCUGCUAUGACGGCACACGCUCUGUCUGCCGGACAGCCAACUGCUUGCGGGCCAGCAUAGCGAGUACCGCUGCUCAGGCUCCAACAGCGCCGCUCGCUCGAUCCUCCUCUUCUGCUCGUUCAUCAUGCUACGUCGCCGGACACAGUUACUGUUUCUGUUGGGCACCCUGGUAUACACCCUGGACAGGCCGCGACCUGUUCACUAACCGGGACAGUAACUGGGACAUCCUUCGGUAGCCCUGGUGUCCCAACGGGUUAAGAAAAUGGAUGGGAAUUCAGGAUGGAAAUCCUCUCAUCCAACAGCCAUAUUGGAUUUAUUUUUCUACCCUAUGAUCGAGUCGCUGAAAAUGUCACGCGUCCCUGAUUGGUUGUGCGCCCGAUGUGCAGAACCUCAGAUCGCGUGUGCACAUUGACUUAACAUUGAAACUCGACGCCCCAGACACACGUGGCAUCCGGUGUGAAUGCAGCAGAAGAAAGCAAUUGGAGUUCAGAUAAAACCUCCCGUUUCCAUGGUGACGGCUUAAAGAUUGUUUACCUAUGGAGUGUAAAAUAAUUUAAUUUACAUUAAAAUAUAAAUGAAAAUACUUGAAGACCCACCCCAAUCAUCUUUUGACCUUUUUUUCAAAGCGUUCACAGUUUUCUUUUAAUUAGGAUUUUGCCGUUUUUAACCUAGGUAAAAAAAAAAAACGUUUUCGUUUUUUUAUAGGACAUAAUUGCCGCAGACCAGCUGUUCAUACAAAAUUCAACUCUGGGUUGUGGGCGGUACCGUUGACCUUGAGCAACCCCGUGCCCCUUACCAUACCUGUUGUUGAGAGCUCUUUGUUUACAUGCUCUCUUACUACCUUACAGCCCCUCACACCCACAACCGAACAUUUCUCGGGCAGCAGAAAUGGCGAGCAAAACAGCUAUCCAGUCGUACAGUUUAGAGCCAAAUUGCAGCUCAGAUGAGAAAAGCAAAGGAUUUAAUCGUCUACAAGUAGAUCCAUCAGAAUGGAGCAGAGCAGGGAGCUUGUUGCCCACCCAUUGUUGUUUUUGUUGUUUCGACAUCACAAAUACACUUUUUAUUUAUACAGUAUUUUUUCUGUUUCUGAUUCAAAAUGGUUUAACUAGAAGCCCGAAAUGUAAUUUUGAGCUAAAUCCACCUUAUUUAUGUCCUCCAUCAUUCAAAAAAGGCCACAAGAACAUGUUAAAAACACCAAAAACACCAUUUUCAUCGAAGUGGGGCUUUAAAUGGUCAAACAAUAAAGUUUUAAACACUCAUGAACAAAUCCUAUUACUGAAUAACCAUUUUUCUGGACAAUCGCACAGACCAACAAAAUGCAUAUAAGUGUUUCAAAAAUACGUCUAUUUGAAAUUUUUCCAUGAGUGUUAGACUUGUGUGUGUCUGUGUGAGUGUGUAUGCAGUACACAUUCAGUAUAUAUUGUGCUGAUGUUUUGUAAAUAAUGAAAACAGAUAAAACCUUAAAGUAUGUAUAUCAGAGUGUUACAAUGAUCUAUUUAUUGUUGGCUUUUCGAUGUAGCAGAGGCCUUUCAAAAAGGCAGAGGUUUCUGGAGAACGCGUGAUUGGUUCUAGUUCUAAACUCAUUGUGCGUUUGUGUGUGUUUUCCCCUCCAUCAGUGGAAAAUGAGCCUCACUGUUGGCUGAAUUCAAACUUGAAGACAGCUUGUGCAUGCGGUCCGAGCUGCUCCUGUAAUCGUGUAUCUGCCUUUCAGUGAUUUUCAUGUGACCGACUACAAUGCUGCAUUCCUGCAAACUGAUUUUGGAGUGAAACAGCAGGGAGGAUUUCUGUUUAAAGUCCUGCUGAAGGGACGAGAAGACACAGACGUUCAGUUCCAAGGUGUUUUACUCAAGAUUAAGUCCACAUUACUAUAAUUUUUCAGGUUAAUUUUCUACUAAAUGGGUCUUUUGCUGUAUAUUUCAGUUUGAGGCUGUGUUGUAUUCUGUGAAAGCGUUCAGUACAGUUAAACAUUAAAAUUAUGAUAAUGUUU